UAGAACAAAAACAAUCAUUCUCUACUUCGAAGCCUCAACCUCUGCCGUCGCUCUUGCUACAUUUCCAGCAAACUAUUACACCUUUCACACACUAGAAACUUUCGUCGCUUUCGCAAACCAUUCAUCUUACUGCACUUUCCGAUGGAAGAUCCCGACGCUGCGUCGGCAUCUCUACACGCCACUUCCGGAUCGGACGAUGAUCACUCCCGCGGCAUGAGCAGCGCAGCGUCACUUGCGCUGGGACCCGAGCCGUCACCAGCAACCGCGAGCGUGGCCGCCGCAUUUCCUGUUCUGCCUCAUGCGGUGAUCCAAAGCAUACAAUGCGCACGUUGUUCCAAGAUCCUCCGCUCGCCGCUGCGGCUUCCAUGCGGAAAUUCGAUCUGCCGGUCAUGUCUCCCGCCGAUCUAUCAACGUACGGGUAUCACGUAUCCCGCGAACGAGGAGCGGAAGCAUGGAUUCUUAUGCUACUGGGGGAAAGCAGAUGCGUGUUCCGGAGAGCAUUGCCUGGGUGAUUGUGGAGCGGACGUCUUACUGAGUCGACUGGCCGAUGUUUUCGAGGAGGUUCUGGCGGACGACCGCGGAGAUGGUUCCAGCGGAAGCGCGUCUACAGUGACGUGGAAAAUCUCCCGAGAUCCAUCACCGGAACUGACCACGGAGUAUGAAUAUAUCGGGGCCGAUCUGCUGAAGGGCGUCUACCGUCUAGUCAAAGAGGGCCGGUUCGAUUAUGAUGCGUCGGAGGUACACUAUUCGGUCGGGGACUCGGCUGCUGACAGCUCAACCCAGCGCUCAUAUACGAAGCUCAAGAAUGCGAUCAGGAACGAGUUGGAUUGUCAAGUGUGCUACUCGCUUAUACUGGAUCCGUUGACUACGCCAUGUGGUCACACGUUCUGUCGCGACUGCGUCACUAUGGUGAUGGACCACAGUGAUCUCUGCCCUGUUUGUCGCCGGAAGCUCAACUUGUCCUUAACUUCCCGAAGAGAGCCCAGCAAUCUGAGGAUCUCGACUAUCCUGGAGACGCUAUUUCCCGAGCAGCUGGCGGUGCGGAAAGAUGGCACUUCCGAUGAUGAUGAUGAUGAUGAUGAUGAUGAUGAUGAUGAUGAUGAUGACGCGGCCGCCGCUGACGGUGAACAAACGCUUCCCCUGUUUGUGAACUCGCUGUCUUUCCCUACCAUGCCUACCUUCCUGCAUAUCUUUGAGCCUCGAUAUCGCAUAAUGAUGCGGAGGGUCAUGGAGACGAGGGGCAAGAAAUUCGGCAUGGUUAUGUACAACCGUGGCAGUCGGCCUCAGCCAGGAUUGGGACGGGCUGAGUUUAUGCAAUAUGGUACAGUCUUGAUGAUUGAUCGCUAUGAGCUUCUGCCAGACGGUAGAAGUCUGGUCAUUGCCACUGGUGUCUCCCGAUUCAAAGUAAGCAGCUCGGAGGUGGUUGACGGCUAUCAUGUUGGCAGGGUACAACGUGUGGAAGAUAUGCCAAUCACUGAAGAAGAGCGACUUGAGUCAUUGGAAACCUCAGUCACAAUGGAAGCGCCGCCGGCGGCAAGUGCUGAUCCUGCAGAUACCCCUAUCGAAGUCCUGCCGACCCAGCAGCUAUUCCAAUUGGCUCUAGACUUCAUUGACGAACAACGUCGUAAGGGAGUCGCGUGGCUUCAUCCACGCGUCCUGAUGGCCUACGGCGAUGCACCCACUGAUCCCGCUCUGUUCCCCUGGUGGCUUGCUAGCGUCUAUCCUCUGUGGGAAGACGACAAGUAUUCAUUGUUAUCAAUGACUAGUGUCAGAGACCGGUUGAAGGUUGUUGCACGAUGGGUCAAAAAGUCAAGGUCUCGAGAAUGGCUGGCCGGUCCUGGUCUAUCAUUCUUAUCGCCAUCGACGGCGGUCUUCACGUCGUUCACACCGUUUACCAUGUCGGUCUCCAUUUCCUUUGGGAAUACUCGUGCAUCCGAGACUUCUCGACAGGAGCCGGAGCAAAGUCGGGACUCGGAGAUGUACAUCCCGCAGACCUUGGUAUUAGGCAUCUUCCUGGCGAUAUUUGUGACCCAGAUUGCCAUCAACAUCAUCCAGAUCAGGCGCGCAAGACAACGGGGUGUAGUAGGGGGUGGACGAAAUACGAACCUAGGAGCUAUCCAAGCCCUCCGAAACCUCUCGUCCAAAUCAAACUCCGUGACCAUCUCGGAAAUCGAAUACAAGCGCCUGCUCCAAGCGUCGCAGCAGUUCACCAAGUUGAAGAACUCGCUUCUCGAAGGGGGCCUGUCGCAGGAGACUCUCGAUAUCUUGAUCUAUGGCCCUCCGUCGACUCCUCCAGGUAUUGGAGGCCACACGGCAGGUACCGCGUCCCCACAGCGAGGGCAUACAAAGCGUGAAAUUGUUCCGCGUCGCAGAAGCUCAGAUGAGAGCUCCGAUCUAGAUGCUGCAUCUGAAGACGGCCACGAUGAUGCCACCUCGGUCGACUCGCCCACCAGUGAAGGAAAAGCAGAGGACCACGACGAUUCAUCCAGGAGCGAGGCAUCUGCGGCUACCCCUACUGACCAACGCACUGUGAUGAUCCGCAACCUGCCCGACCGCGUCACUUACAGAGACGUUGUCGACGCUGUGAAGAGUGGUGGUGCCCUGAUUCAUGUCUACCUGAGGGCUCGUGAGCGGAUUGCAAGUGUUUCGUUUGUGGAAGAGGCUGCGGCCCGCUCCUUUCUGCAGCAUAGCAACACUCACGGCCUGUUAGUGGCUGGCAAACGCGUCGAAACGCUAUGGAACGACCGGCAGUUCUACGUCCCUCCCUAUGUCAGAAACAAGAUCUACAAUGGAGCCUCGAGAAACCUAGUUCUCUACAACGUGCAUCCGAACGUCACCGAGUGGGUCAUCCGGAAAGAUCUGGAGCAUAUCCACAACCUAAUCGUAAUCUCGGUUAAAUUCAACAAUGGCAACGCCUACAUAUCCACCAACUCCGUGCACAAUGCCCUGUUUGCGCGAUCCUGCAUGAUGUCCCGUUUCACGUACAAGGGUACGAGAAUUGGGUUCUAUCCAGACGAGUGUGCGGAAUCGCAGGGUAAGGUACCCAUCGGGCCGAGACACGGAGUGCCAGAUGCUUCGGCUGGGAAAUCCACCUCGGUACUCAACCGCUUCCAUAUCCUGUCCCUUGAUGGGGCUGAUGACGAUGAGAGCGAAGAUUACGAUGGCCAUGGUGGAAUGAGCGGUCACCUUAACGGCAACGUCCGCUGGACAGACAACAGCGUUUCUGCUUAAGCCCUUCAAAGCACCCUCUCGACCUUUGCUUGCCUACGUUCGCUGAACUUCUUCCGUAUCAUGUCAUCGGUGGUCUACUGCAUCGAACAAUCUGUUGCAUCUUAUUCGAUGCAGCUGAAUUUGGAGUUUAAGUCAAGAGCAUGCGAGUCUGCGGGGGC
Aspergillus brunneoviolaceus CBS 621.78 is the source of this 3389-nucleotide messenger RNA. RefSeq names its product putative ATP-dependent protease (CrgA). NCBI's taxonomy places the organism in Eukaryota, Fungi, Ascomycota, Eurotiomycetes, Eurotiales, Aspergillaceae. The record is from RefSeq and is a predicted model, not a curated record. The transcript has 8 exons. The coding region runs from base 142 to 3231 and encodes 1029 amino acids. Gene Ontology annotation, molecular function: RNA binding.